Molecule: messenger RNA, 9304 nt
Organism: Sinocyclocheilus grahami
Lineage: Eukaryota; Metazoa; Chordata; Actinopteri; Cypriniformes; Cyprinidae
Gene: myo9ab
Product: myosin IXAb
Exons: 37
Coding region: 11-6523 (2170 amino acids)
Biological process (GO): establishment of epithelial cell apical/basal polarity; intracellular signal transduction
Cellular component (GO): actin filament; myosin complex; axonal growth cone
Molecular function (GO): GTPase activator activity; microfilament motor activity; actin filament binding
Source: RefSeq, a predicted model, not a curated record
CCUGACAUUAAUGACCGCGCGCACGUCUCUCCUCGCGUUAAACGACAACGGGAGCCUUCAAGCGGAUUUACGAGCGAAACCACAGUUGAUUUCUGCGUUCGCGGACGGAGCUGCGCCGGGGACAUGCAGAGACACGGAGGCGAGCGUCAGCAGCGAUAAAACGCGCAGGUGGGAUGUCGUGAAUCUGUCGGGUGACUCUGGUGCCGAUGGGAGCUGCUGCAGCAUCAUGAGCUGCCAUGAUGCCGGAGGGCGCCGGCGUUACGAGGACUCGGAGUUCACGUUGCGCGUGUAUCCCGGCGCUCUGUCCGAGGGCACCAUCUACUGCCCAGUCUCGGCGCGGAAGGUGACGUCGGCGGCGGAGGUCAUCGAGCGCGUCAUCGAGCGGCUGCAGCUGGACCGUGCGCGCCUCUACGUGCUUGCUGAGGUCAAGGAGUUCGGCGGCGAAGAAUGGAUCCUGAACCCCUGCGACUGUCCCGUGCAGCGCAUGAUGCUGUGGCCGCGCAUGGCGCUGGAGAACCGGCUGGCUGGAGAGGAUUACCGCUUUCUGCUGCGCGAGAAGGAUCUGGACGGAUCCAUCUGCUACGGAAACCUGCAGAUGUGGCUUCGUGUAACUGAGGAGCGGCGACGGAUGGUGGAGCGCGGACUCCUCCCGCAGCCUCCGUACGUCGACGAUCUCUGCGCGCUGCCCGAUCUAAACGAGCGGACUUUGCUGGAGAACUUGCGCGGACGCUUUCGCCAGGAGAAAAUUUACACGUACGUCGGCGGGAUCCUGAUCGUCGUCAACCCCUUCAAGUUCCUGCCCAUCUAUAACCCCAAAUACGUUAAGAUGUACGAUAAGCAGCGGCUGGGGAAGCUGGAGCCGCACAUUUACGCGGUGGCUGACGUGGCGUAUCACGCCAUGCUGCAGAGGAGGAGGAACCAGUGCAUCGUGAUCUCGGGAGAGAGCGGAUCAGGAAAGACGCAGAGCACCAACUUCCUCAUCCACCACCUGACGGCACUCAGCCAGAAGGGCUUCGCCAGCGGCGUGGAGCAGAUCAUCCUCGGGGCCGGACCUGUGCUGGAGGCUUUUGGAAAUGCCAAAACGGCCCAUAACAAUAAUUCCAGCCGCUUUGGCAAGUUUAUUCAAGUCAACUAUCAGGAGAGCGGGACUGUGAGAGGAGAGAGACAGAUGAGCAUGUCUGCAGCUCUUAACUGUCUGUCUGCCUUCCAGAUAACAAAGAAAGUCCACAGACAGCACUGGGGAAAUUACUGUGAGACCGAGCUGGACUGUUUCACGGUGGAAGGGGAAGAUCUGAAGCAUGACUUUGAGCGACUCCAGCUGGCCAUGGAGAUGGUGGGCUUCCUGCCGACCACCAGAAAACAGAUCUUUUCUUUACUGUCUGCGAUUCUUCUCCUGGGAAAUAUCCGUUACAAGAAGAAGACGUACAGAGACGACUCCAUCGAUAUCUGCAACCCAGAGGUGCUUCCUAUCAUCUCUGAACUGCUGGAGGUGAAGGAGGAGAUGCUUUUCGAGGCUCUGACCACACGAAAGACGGUGACGGUGGGCGAGAGGUUGAUCGUGCCGUACAAACUGGCCGAGGCCGGGACGGUGAGGGACUCGAUGGCCAAAUCUCUGUACGGCGCUCUGUUCGACUGGAUCGUCUUCCGCACAAACCACGCACUGCUCUACAACAAAGACCUGGAGGAUUCAGACAAGAUCCUGUCCAUCGGUGUGCUGGACAUCUUCGGCUUUGAGGACUACGAGAACAACAGCUUCGAGCAGUUCUGCAUCAACUUCGCCAACGAGACGCUACAGCAUUACUUCAACCAGCACGUCUUCAAGCUGGAGCAGGAGGAGUAUCGCUCGGAGGGCAUCAGCUGGCACAUGAUCGACUACAUCGACAACACGGCCUGCAUCAACCUCAUCAGCAAGAAACCCACCGCGCUGCUGCACCUGCUGGACGAGGAGUGCAAUUUUCCGCAGGCGUCUAAUCAGACUCUGCUGGAUAAGUUUAAGCGGCAGCACGAGGGAAACGGCUACAUCGAGUUCCCAGCCGUCAUGGAGCCGGCGUUCAUCAUCCGACACUACGCCGGGAAAGUCAAAUACAGCGUCAAGGACUUCAGGGAGAAGAACACGGAUCACAUGCGUCCGGAUAUCGUGGCUCUGCUGAAGAGCAGCCGAAAUGCUUUCAUCUGCGGCCUGAUGGGAAUCGAUCCGGUGGCCACCUUCCGCUGGGCCGUGGUCCGCGCCUAUUUCCGAGCGCUCGUCGCCUUCAGAGAAGCCGGGAAACGGCACAAGGAGAAGACGACGACGACGAGCGGCUCUGACGGUCCGGUUCAGAAUCAGAAAAGUGUGGACAGCUUCAGUUUCCUGCAUCAUCCUGUUCACCAGCGGAGCCUUGAGAUCCUGCAGCGAUGCAAAGAUGACAAAUACAAUUCCAGCAUCAGCCGGAGGAGUCCACGCACUCCACUAUCAGACCUGCAGGGAACAAACACGCGCCGCGAGAACAUGAGCAGGUACAAACCCCUCAAACAUGUGUUCCUGCGGGAGCGUCUGCGGCAGCGUCUGCAGGAGCAGCUUCAUCAGGAGGUGCUGAGGAGGAUCGUGUGUCUGCAGAGGAGCUUCAGGACACAGCAAGAGAGGAGACGCUUCUGCAGACAGAGACAAGCCGCUCAACUCAUACAGCGCUGGUGGAGGGCCUGUCUGACUCGUGCUGACGCGGAGCUCCAGCAGGGGGCGGCGCUGCGUCUGCAGGCGGCCUGGAGAGGCUUCAGAGAGCGCCUCUGUGCUCGCUGGUGGAGGGCCUGUCUGACUCGUGCUGACGCGGAGCUCCAGCAGGGGGCGGCGCUGCGUCUGCAGGCGGCCUGGAGAGGCUUCAGAGAGCGCCGGCUGUUCCUGCGGCGGAGGAGAGCGGCGCUGAUCAUCCAGACGCGCUGGAGGAGAGUCCUGCAGAUGCAACACUCGGCCGCGCGCCUCAUACAGUCUGUCUGGAGGAGCCUCAGACAGAGACACAGCUUCCUGCAGCAGCGCCGUGCCGCCGUCACGCUACAGGCCGCCUGCAGGGGGCAGCGCGAGCGCCACAGGUCAGUCAACACCUACACCAAUGCCUUUGCCAGAUUCCUGUACACAGCCAGAGAUUGGGAAGGGAUCCAUAGAAGAGGAACAACUAACACUACCAGCACUGCCCAUGAGACGGGGUCAGCUCCAAUGGCAGAGCAGACCAAACGGGAUGCCAGGCCAUGCAUCUACCUCACCUCGCUCAUCGAGCUCUGCCUCAGUGAGCACUCGCCGGUCGAGGUUCUCUGUUCCUUCCUUGCCAUGUGCUGGUUCUGGCCAGACUGUGUCAAGGAAGGCAAGGAUGUCUUCCUUAACUCGACUCUUCUCACUCUACAUCGGCUGCUUCAGAACAAGCUGUCCCGAAUGCUGGAGGAUAUUGCUGCCUGCAUGGCCUGCCAGAAUGGUGCAGAAGGAUCGGUUUUCAUGACGUACAAGACCCAUAAUCCUUCUGCCUCCCACAGUCCCUCUCCGGUGACCUUAGAGAAGUGCCGCAUUCUUCGAGAGCAGCGACGUGGAGAGAAAAGCCUCUGUGAAAACACUGUGAGCAAAAGUUUACACGCCCAACAAAACCCACCCGAAGUCCAAGAGGAGAGAGGAGAACCUCUCAGAAGCGUAGACGGCAGUACGCUGAAGAGCCGCUCCAAACGCCAAAGCAGGAGGCAGCGGGAGCUCCAGCAAGCCACCUUCAGUUUAGAGCUGCUCAAAGUGCGCUCCGCUUCAGUGGACGACGCGCUUCCCGCUCCGAGCCCUCUCUCCAGACACCUUCCCUCGGAGAGCCAGGGAAGCUUCGAGCUCCUCGGCUGUCCCGAACCCGAGCCGAUGGAGGAGAACCAGAGCAGUCUGGCCUCCUUCAAACCUCACUUCUACAUCGCAGAUGAGGACAGCAGCCCGCUCAAGCAAGCUCGGGAGAAAAAGGAGUCCGUUGUGGUCAUAAUCCGCAUGCAGAAGGAGAUCCCUGUGGACCAAAGCAGCCUGGAAGCUCUGCAGAAACACGAGACGAUGGACGCUGAGGAGAUUGGCUCGUCUUCUCCAGAUCCUCAAACCAUCGCGGCUUGUUCUUCCAAACCCCUCCAGCUGGACUCGAGGGACUCGGUUCGAGAAGUGGCUUCAGAGCCCAAGAAGGAGGUUCAGAAGAAGCUCGUAGCUCAGAGCAUCAGCAUCAGUAUGAAGGAGAAAGCCUUCUCUCCCAAACGCAGCCGACUGACCUUCUCCAAUUUUGACGUCAGUGUGCUCGAUCAGGUGAUCAGAGCGGCUCGUGUAAAGAGAGCGUGCAUGCGCGGGACUCGCUCUGAUCACCUGAGCCGUGCUCCGCAGCUCCACUCUGACGAAGACGAGGCCAGAGCCGUCCCCGGCGCCCCUGAGACGAAAGAGCAGAAGAGGAUCCAGAAGACCAUGUCGUCGGGGGAUCUUGGGAAAAUGGAUUCGCUCAGGAAGUCGAUCGCGCAAACCGACGGCAGGGUCAGAGGCAAAAUGCGGUUCUGGAGUAAGAGCAAACAUGGAGAUAAAAAGAUGUCCACCAGGGAGCGCUCCGCAGAUUCAGAGCUCAACGACAGGAGCGAUCUAGAAGCUGAAGACAGUCAGAAGGACACACCUGUGGAUGUGGUUUUCAAGAAGGCUCUGAAAGAGUUCCGCCUCAACAUCUUCAACUCGUACUCUACUGCUCUGGCCAUGGAUGAUGGCCGGAGCAUUCGUUACAAAGAUCUCUACGCUCUGUUCGAACACAUCUUAGAGAAGAACAUGCGUCUGGAGCAGAGAGACUGGAGCGAGUCGCCGGUUAAAGUCUGGGUCAACACCUUCAAAGUCUUCCUCGAUGAGUUCAUGACGGAAUACAAGCCAAUGAAUGGAACCAUCACUAAGGCUCCUAAACCUGAGAGGAAGAAGAGGAGGAAAAAGGAAUCCGACACCGUGGAAGAGCACAUGGGUCACAUCUUUAAAUCCACUCAGUACAGCAUCCCGACCUACUGCGAGUUCUGUUCGUCUCUCAUCUGGAUAAUGGACAAAGCGUGUGUCUGCAAACUCUGUCGCUAUGCAUGUCACAGGAAGUGCUGUCUGAGGAUGACCACCACAUGCAGUAAGAAGUUUGACCCCGAGCUGUCUUCACGGCAGUUUGGAGUGGAGUUGUCUCGUUUAACGAGCGAUGAGAGAGCCGUCCCCCUGGUGGUGGAGAAGCUGAUCAACUACAUCGAGAUGCACGGCCUGUACACCGAGGGCAUCUACAGGAAGUCUGGAUCCACCAAUAAAAUCAAAGAACUCAAGCAGGGGCUGGACACCGAUGCGAACAGCGUGAAUUUAGACGACUACAACAUCCAUGUGAUUGCCAGUGUGCUGAAGCAGUGGCUGCGUGACCUUCCCAACCCCCUCAUGACCUUUGAACUCUACGAGGAGUUUCUCAGGGCUAUGGGUCUGCAGGAUAAAGGUGAGGUGGUUCAGGGGGUUUAUUCGGUCAUCGAUCAGCUCAGCCGAACUCACCUGAGCACACUGGAGAGACUCAUAUUCCACCUGGUCCGGAUCUCAUUCCAGGAGGAGACGAACCGCAUGUCUGCAAACGCACUGGCCAUCGUGUUUGCACCCUGCAUACUGCGCUGUCCCGACACCACCGACCCGUUACAGAGCGUCCGGGACAUCGGCAAGACCACCGCGUGUGUGGAGCUGAUCAUCUGCGAGCAGAUGAGGAAAUAUAAAGCCCGUCUGAAGGACAUCAACACACUGGAGUUUGCCGAGAACAAAGCCAAGAGUCGGCUGACGCACAUCCGGAGAUCUCUGGGUAAGGCGCGUUUACGCAAAAGCGGCCGCCACACGCCCUCGCCGCCCUUAAGCCCUCGGGCCGAGAGGGAGGAGCCAGGUGAGGAGGGGGCGGAGCCUGGGCUGAGUGAGCAGCAGCAAGCAGCCAUGCAGCAGGAGGAGAACGUUUUGACUCAGCAGAUAGAAAACCUGCAGAAAGAGAAGGAAGAACUGACCUAUGAGAUGCUGGCUUUGGAUCCCAGAGCGUCCGAUGACGAGAUGCUGGAGUCGGAAGCGUCUAUCGGAACGGCAGACAGCUCGGAAAACCUCAUGGAGUCGGAGGGUGCCGCGUCCGAUCAAUGGGAAAAAAGCCCUGGCGCGUCGUCGGCGACACGCUGGAGGAAGUCCGAGUCCAAAAGCAGACGCGGUUUACGCCGUCAGCCUGAAUCUCUGGACUCGGUGGACUCCGUGUCGUCCACGCCUCACUACCGCUUUCGCUCGUCCUCUUCCGGGCCGCUAUUUUCGGCCGCCUCUCCCGGGGACUUGCACAUUCUCCCUGACCAGGAGGGCUCCGAACAGGCUUCCCUGACCACCCGAUGUGCCUCCAGCUCCGAGAAAACCCAUCCCCGGCCCAGAGGGAACCGAAGCUGCCCGCCAAAGCCCCGCGAGCCAGGAGAAGGCGGCAGCGGCGGCCGGAGAAGAGAGCAUGACUUCAGUUCUUCUCAGCCUUUGGUGCUGUAUGGGAGUAAUGAAUUUAUGGUGUGACGACGAUGGCGUCCAACAUUAGCCGGAGCCGGUAAAGCAGAAACACCAAUGGACGUCCGGAUAACAUUUGAAGUGAAAGAGAAAACACUUGGAAAUCAGCCUUCAAUUGGAAAUCUCGCCCUUCCAGUGAACAAAAUGUAAGGAAGGUGCUAAACAUGAUGCUGGUGAACGACCUACUGACUGUAACGGACCUGCUGGACCGGUCUGUUUUCACAACAAGUAUAGCUGAACAGGGAAAGAGCGAUUUUUAAUCAACGCGCAAUGUCCAUUUUCAUGUUUACAGAACUGAGCCAAUGAGAAGUCAAGAGACUUCAACUGACUGCAUGCCGUAUUGCUACCAUAUUGUUUUCACUCUAUGAUUAAAACCUUUGAUAAAGUGCUAAAUAUGUAAAAUAAUAUUAUAUUAUGGACAAGGGUCGAACGAAUCGUGUAAAUAGCUGAAAUACCUGUGCUGCUGGUUGAACCAUGUGAAAAUAACGUCUUUUUGUGUCGCAGAUUGAAAACCAGAGCGUGUGAAUCUGGUGUCUGUAUGUUGUUUCUUAUGGAUCUGACAAAAACGCACAUGAUUUAGGGUUUUUCAUCCCAUUUUUGCAUAAUGCAAACAAUCUUGGUUUUCUUUAUGCAAAAUCGGUUUGAUUGUGGAGUGAAAUCUGACCCGGGCAUGAGCUUUAACCCACGUUUUUUGGUUCCAAGAACACGUUUUUCAUUCAGAUGAAAAAGCAAAAGGAUGAUAAGGGAUGAAAAGUUAGACGUGUUUGUUUGUCUCAUGAUUAUUUGAUGUAAUUUUACUCGCCAUCCUUUUUUUUCUCAUCAGUGUUAUGUGCAACCGAAUCAGGACUUGAAAAUAUAUUUAGUUUUUUUGGUAAAUUGCUUUUUUAAAGUAUAUUGUGUGUUACACAUGCUGAUAUUUUAUUGUGAAUUUCAAGUAUAUGAAUAUGUUUGGUGUUCCAUUGUGCCAUCUGGAGUCACAUGCUUAGUUGGCCAUAACAUCCUUUCUGUUUAAAAAAUUUAAUUUAGGGCUAAUUUAUCACGAACAUCCUCUGCUGUGCAUUUUUACCCUUUAAACUGUCAUUAGUAGAUUAACAUGCAAAUUCACAGCAGUAAAGUUCAUAGAAAAACAAGGACACGUAACGGCAAAAAGCUCAAAGCUUAACUAUAUAGUACAUUUAUGGACUCCACAUUGCUGUAUAUGUGCAGGGAAUGUGUCUCCAGAAGCUGUUUACUCUUUUCGAUGUGCUGUUACAGAUAUCUAUGUCAUAUCAGUCAUAGCCUAUUGCAAGAAACCAUCACCAUGGUGCAAUAUCACAAGAGACAUUAAGCUAUGUUUUAUGUUCUGAUAAGUAUGCUUGGGUACUGUCCUGAACUUUAAGUCACUCAAAAUGCUCAAAAACAGGCGGUAAGAAGGAAACUGUUGUUUGUUGCGUCCUGCAUAAGUGAAUGUAAUCACUGUAGCAUGCCACACUAUUGUCAAAGUUUCUCUUUUACAGCUACUGUAUUUAAGACCACGUCUGAAGCCGGAAACAUACUCAAAGCGCAAACCCCGAAUGCAGUCCCUAACAUAUUUAACAUGUAUUAAGGUGCGGUCACAAAUGUCAAGAGUUUUGUGUGAAAAAGGUGUGUUAUCCAUUCCUACUGGAUUGCUAUUGGGAUGACUGGAUUGGAUUUGGAUGCAAGAGUAAAUGUCACUGCACCGUUUUACUGUGGCUUCAUAACUCAUUGGGUUAUGGAGGCCAAAAAAAAUUUUCAAAUUUUCAGUCAAAUUGAAAAGUUGAAAUUUGCUUGUCAUAAUUAUGACAUACUAAGUUGUAAAUAUGACUUUAAACGUUGAAAUUCACAAAAAAGUUGAAUUAUGACAUGCUGUACUAAGUCAUAAUUAUAAAAUAAAAGCCGAAAUUGAGUCGCAAUUAUGACGUACCAAGUCAUAAUCAUGAUUUUAAACGUUCAAAAAGUUCAAAAUUAGGACUUUGAAAAUGAAGUUAUGACAUACUGUACUAAGUCAUAAUUAUGAGAUAAAAGUUGAACUUGUGGCUUUAAAAGUUGAAAUUGAUAAUAAGUCGAAAGCUGACAUUGACAUACUAAAUUGGAAUUAUAACAAGUCAGAAUUGAGAUAUAAAGGCAAAAAAGGAUUUACAAAUUUUUUUAAAUCUCAUAAUUGACUUAGUAUGUAAAUUUGGACUUUUAAUGUAAUAAAUUCAACUUAUCUCAUAACUAUGCCUUUUUAUGUCGUAAUAUCGACUUGGUUUAUGAUCAUUUUGACUUUUAAAGUCAUAAUUAUGUCUAACUAUGUAAUAAUUAAGACUUCUUACAUGGCGUAAAUGGGCUUCAAUAAUCGGAUGAGUUGCUGUCAGUUGUUUAGCUUGUUAAACCGGAUUUAGGUAGCUAGCAAUAAACAUGUUAACAUUACCUUAAUUCUCUUCAAAAACAAAACAAACUGACCGUGAUGUUAAUGAGCUUUAAGCAGGCUCUUCAGAAAGCAAAGACUCGUGAUCCUGCGUCGAUUAAAGUUGUGCAGAGGAUGUUUUUUGGCAUAAGACUGUUGUGUUUCUAAAAACAAGGGAUGUAAUAUCUUGCAUAUGACGAUUAUGUCCCGUUGAAUGAUCCUGCUCUGUGUGUUUUGAUGGACUGACAGUCUCUACAAACAGAUUUGUGCUUUCGGAGUUUGUGUUUGUGCUCUUGUGAGCGCAGUUGUAAACGGUGCAAUUUGUGUAAUAUUUCUUUUAUGUGUAAAUGUAAGGAUGUAAAAAAAAAAAAAAAAAUAACAUAAUCAUUGUCUUAUUAAAA